AUGUGGCCAUCUGAUUAUGGGGAGAUUGCAAUGAGAAGAGGAUUUGGAGAGUAUGAUUUCAUAGUAGUUGGAGCAGGAUCAGCAGGAUCAGUUGUGGCGAAUCGAUUAAGUGAGAAUCCAAAUACGAAGGUGCUUGUUUUAGAAGCCGGUGGAGAUCCUCCAAUUGAAUCAGCCAUACCUGCUUUACUUGCUACUCUUGCCAAUACCAAAUACGAUUGGCAAUUCAACAUUGAACCAUCGGCAAAGUCGGGUAUCUAUACAAAUCGAUGGGUUCGGGGAAAAAUGCUCGGAGGAUGUAGCUCAAUAAAUGCAAUGGCUUACGUACGUGGUAGUGAAGAAGACUACAACAACUGGGAAGCCCUCGGAAACCCUACCUGGGGUUGGGAAAAUGUUCUGGAUUACUUUAAAAAAUCUGAAUCAAAUCAAGAUCCCGAAAUUGCCGAUGCUUUUGGGGGGUAUUACCACUCAAAGAAUGGUCUACUUUCGGUAGAACUCUACAAGGAUAAUCUAUCAAUCAGUCAUGACAUCAUUAGAGCAGCUAAAGAGAUGAAUUUCAGUUUUGUCAAAGACAUCAAUGCAGAUAAGAAAGUUGCAUUUACAUUAGUACAAGGAACACUGAGAUCAGGUCUAAGGGACAGUACUGCAACUGCAUUCCUGAUUCCUGCUAUGAAUAGACCUAAUUUGCACAUUGUUAAACAUGCUCAUGUAUUAGAUCUCGAUAUAAGUGAAAGUGGAGUAGUGUCUGGAGUUAGGCUUAUCCUACGAGGGGAAAAGGAGUUUAAAGUAUCCGCGAGGAAAGAAGUAAUCCUAAGUGCUGGAACUAUAAAUUCCCCUCAGAUCCUUAUGUUGUCAGGGAUUGGACCUCAAGCACAUCUGCAACAGAUGGAAAUACCUAUAAUACAAAAUCUUCAAGUGGGGAAAAAUCUUCAUGAUCACCCAUCCAUACCACUUUUCAUCAAGCUUGAUCCAACAACGUCUAUCUCACCGUCUACAGGUGAUUUACUGCAGAGUUUCUUCGUUUACCUCGUACAGCAUACUGGGACUUUGGCAACGAUUGGUUCUGCAGAUACUUUUGGCUUUGUCAAUGUUCAAGAUCCUCUAGCUCAAAUUCCAGACUUUAUCUUUUUCCACGUUGCUUUCCUGAAAGGUCAAACUGAUAACUUUUAUGGUUUCCUACAAAUUUUCGGCUACGUUGAUGAAUUUAAUAGCUUAAUCACACCAGCUAUUCUGGAAUCAAAUAUAUUGCUCGUACCAGUUGGUUUACUAACUGAAAAAUCAAGAGGUGAAAUUCUACUCCGAAGUCGUGAACCAACUGAAAAACCAAAAAUAUUCCCAAAUUAUUUAGCAGAAUCUUCCGAUAUAGUUGCUUUCAUCAAAGCCAUCCGAUUGUAUCAGAAAUUUCUACAAACAGAAGCUUUUAGAAGUCAUGAAGCAUCAUUACUUGUUAUUCCGAUUCAUGCAUGCGAUUUUCUGGAGUAUGAUAGCGAUGAAUACUGGGAGUGCUAUUGUCGAUACACAACAGCAACUCUUUUUCAUCCUGUUGGAACUAACAAAAUGGGUCCUGACUCUGAUCCUGAUGCUGUAGUUGACUACCAAUUGCGGGUUAAAGGUACAACGGGUCUCAGGGUUAUUGAUGCCAGUAUUAUGCCUGUUGUUCCAAGAGCGAAUACAAAUGCUCCGACAAUUAUGGUUGGAGAGAAAGGAACAGACUUCAUUAAAGAAGAUUGGGGCCUUAGUUUGUAA
This is a messenger RNA of Lutzomyia longipalpis, 1743 nucleotides long. RefSeq names its product glucose dehydrogenase [FAD, quinone]-like. Bases 1 to 1743 code for a protein of 580 amino acids. The transcript has 3 exons. Gene Ontology annotation, molecular function: ecdysone oxidase activity; flavin adenine dinucleotide binding. Lineage: Eukaryota; Metazoa; Arthropoda; Insecta; Diptera; Psychodidae. The record is from RefSeq and is a predicted model, not a curated record.